Rotaria socialis is the source of this 675-nucleotide messenger RNA. The record is from the annotation of a GenBank genome assembly. Lineage: Eukaryota; Metazoa; Rotifera; Eurotatoria; Philodinida; Philodinidae.
AUGUUCGUUUUUCACGAUCGUCGUUUACUCUACGGCCUAUUAGUGCCGGGUACUGCUAUUCUAAUUGGUGGUCUCAUUUGGUAUCAUAAUCGUCGCAAAAAUGAACAAAUUCGUUUAAAUCGUUCAGAAUAUCUUGUACUUGAAAUUCAAGUGCCUGUCUAUUGUGUCGGAAGUAUAAUUGGUAGAGGUGGUGAAGCAAUUAAACGGUUUCAACAGGAAUUUUCAGUUCGUUGUGCAUUUGCAAAAGAUGAUGAAAAACUUCUUAAAGAAAAUUAUCGAAUAUUAAUUAUACGUGGAGAACGCCAUCAUGUUUAUGAAGCUGAAGUUGAAAUGCGUCGUUUAAUUGCUGAUUUACCACAAUAUCAACAAAUUGAAAUGUUCAUACCUGAUCAUGCCUGCGGAUAUUUAAUUGGAAAAAAUGGUUCACAUAUAAAAAAUAUUCGUGAUAGUUCAAAAGCACGCUUGAGUUUAGAUAGGAAAAUUAUUGAUAAUUUAGAAAAUAAAAGAUUUUCUCGAUUAAUUAUUUCGGGAACUAGCGAACAAAUAUCAGCAGCUAAAACUUUAGUUGAAGAACGAUUAUAUCGACUUGAACAAAAAAAGAAGGCAUAUGAUAAUAAUUCUGUGAUAUCAACGAAUUUCGUUGACGAUAACGAUGACACUAUAGAUCAUGACUAA